AUGAAGCAGCGCAGAACAGCGUCGUGUGUGACAGAAAAGAAGAGGAAGAAGAAGAAGAAGAAGCUCCCGCAAAGCAGUCUCGAGGCUGAAGAUGGAUCCCGCAGUCUGGGGAGGGGCCCAUCAGUCCACGAUGCCCUCGACGCCGGAGAAAAAAAAGCUGGAGCCGCCCAAAGCACAGACGCUGCAGCGUAUUGCGGGCUGGAGCUAAAAAGGGCAAAACAGCAGAGUCCGCGAGAGAGGCAGCAGUUUGCAGCAGCAGCAGAUUCGUCUUGCAGGCUCGAGGCUGCGAUUGCCAGUGGCUGCAGUGCUGGUGAUGAUGAAGAAUUGCUGGCUCUCCCUCGGCGUCUCGUCCGCGGCCCUCUUCCCUCUGCAGACGGCGAUGGCAAAGCGAACAGAGAGGCGAUGGAUGGAAUGGAUGGAUUGGACAGGAUGGCGCGGACUCAGUGGACGAUCCGAUGGAGAUUGGGCGUUGCAAAAAAGGAUGCAGCUGGACCAGACCCUAAAGAGCAGGGAGGAUCCCCCCAUGGAAAAAGGCUGGACCAGGCCACAGAACCAUGGGGUCAGUCAUUAACGGCUGGGUCUAGCGCACCGGCUAGUGCUGUAAUCAAUUGCUAG
Messenger RNA from Trichoderma gamsii, 615 nucleotides. RefSeq lists its product as hypothetical. The record is from RefSeq and is a predicted model, not a curated record. The coding region runs from base 1 to 615 and encodes 204 amino acids. NCBI's taxonomy places the organism in Eukaryota, Fungi, Ascomycota, Sordariomycetes, Hypocreales, Hypocreaceae. The transcript has 2 exons.